Neurospora tetraspora is the source of this 3178-nucleotide messenger RNA. RefSeq lists its product as uncharacterized. Gene Ontology annotation, cellular component: actomyosin contractile ring; cell cortex of growing cell tip. Bases 392 to 3067 code for a protein of 891 amino acids. Gene Ontology annotation, molecular function: MAP kinase scaffold activity. Lineage: Eukaryota; Fungi; Ascomycota; Sordariomycetes; Sordariales; Sordariaceae. The transcript is spliced from 2 exons. The record is from RefSeq and is a predicted model, not a curated record.
CAUGUUCCCGCUCCCUUUGUCCUCCUUCCCUUUCGCGCCUCCAAAAGGGGAAUCCAAAAAGUUGACCAAUAUGCGUUUCAUGCGCUCCCACAGUAACACAUAGUCCUGCACGAGAAACACCCGCGAGACCCUUCUCCUGUCGAGGGCGCACAGCAUAUGCUCCAUUCGUCUCAAUACCGGCUCUGCGACAGUCCGCGUCUCUUGGGAGCCUGUACCUCUACUUGCUGAGACACCGCGAAUCAUCCAGGAACCGGUUACCUGCGCCUUCCUUAGGGACACACACGGGUCGACGACAACCAUUGCAUCAAGCCUCCGUUGUUAACUGCGCGCAACGCCUGUCUUUCCUACUGCGUCCGACUGGUCGAUUGGAAGCGGGCGGUGAACGAAUACCAUGAAUGUUCGCAAUGCACCAUUGUCACCAAUUUCCCAAGGCGCCCCAAGCGACUGGAACUAUCCGCCGAACGACAACAAUCUCGGACAAUACAACAACACUCCUCCGGACUCUGCGAACCCUGCCGGCGCUAUGAACGGCGGCUUCUCCCCGAUGCCUCAGAGCCCGAACGGGGCACCCUCUCCUCCACCGUCCGUUGGCCGAUCCAGCACCGGCAUGUAUGCGAGGAGUGAAAAGAGUCAGAGUCAACAUGCGGGAAACCAGGAGUUGGUUCUUGCUGACCACUACAUCUCGCUCAAGCGCUAUCUUUCAGCCACCUCACGCGACGGCAAUCCGAAACCGCCGCCGAACAAGGCCCGCGAUAAGCUGCAACGCCUUACUGAGGUGCAGUUUCUUGAGCUCAGUACCGAUGUUUACGACGAAUUGAAGCGCCGCGAACAGGUGGCCCGAAGAGGACCUAAUGCUCCUCCCGAGACUGCUCCGCCAGAUUAUCUCUUGCCCGAGGAUAACUUCCAUCCCAAACGGAACCAAGCUCGUCAAAAACUGUCGUCCCUAGGUCCUCCUAGGUUUCGCGAUCUCGCCACCGAUGUCUUCAUCGAGUUGGAGAGGCGGUAUCCUAACUUCGCCAAUCUGGAGAUGCCUCUCAAUGCCAGCCCGAUUGCGAUGCGUGGCCCGUCAAGCCGCUCGGGAACACCAGUCAACGGAAUGGGCGGCUUCCCUCCCAGAGGUCAAAGUCACAGACGCCCUUCGGAGGCGAGCUCGGUACGAAGUGCACGGAGCGGUCCUCCGAUGCCACCUAUGAUGAACGGUGGAUACGGUGUUCCCCCAUCUCCUGGGCUGCCGCCGAAUGGCGACUAUGGGCGUCCGAUGCCGAAACAGUUCCAGAGCAACACGAUCGUUCCGAACAAGAGUACCAUGGUCGAGGAGGACGACGAGGGCAACCCGAUGAGCCCCAGUCAGGGUGGUGGUAUGUAUGGCAACGGCAGGAGGUCUAUGGGCCCGGCGUCCGAGGCCGACAGGAAGCUUAUACAGGACUACGAAACCCAGGUUAGGGAGCUUCAGGAGAAGGUCGACAACAUGGAGAUGGAAAUGAGGAAGAAGGACGAAGAGCUGAACAACAUGCAAUCCGGAGAUGGCGACAAGAGAGAGUGGGACGAAACCAGGCAAAGCUUGGAGACGAAACUAGCAGAGGCCCAGGAACUGAACGACUCGUUGCAAAGGGAACUCGACCGCAUAAGGGAGGAGCACGAAGACGAGACGAGGAAGCUCCGCGAAGAACUCGAGGAUGUUCGACAAUCAGGCGGCUCUGGCCCGAGAGGAGAUGGCGAUCUGGCGCGAGAGAACGAGGAAUUGCGGCAGUCUUUGCAAGAACAGCAGCAAAUAACGGACGAGGUCCGGCGCGAGGCUCAGGAGUUUUUGCGUGAGAUGAGGGCGCUGUCCCAGCAAAGCGGGGCUGCUUGGGAGAGGCAAACGGAGCUGGAGAGGACAAUCGAAGAAAAGGAGAAGGAGGUCAAGGAAUGGAGAAGUCGGUAUGCACGCACCCAGACGCAGCUACGCACCAUGCGUGAUUCGUCAGAGGGCGUACCACUGGAGCAGAACGCCGGCAAAUUCAUACGGGAAAAGGGUUUCGUCGAAGACUCUGGACUUGUGAAGGACCUUCACGUUACCAAGUUCCAAAUCGCGAUAGACGAGCUCCUACAGCGCGCUCGCAACGACAACCCUGAGCGCGUGAUUGACUCUAUGAAAGCAGUCGUGGUCAGUGUCCGUCGGAUCGCCAAGGAUAUCGACGAGAAUCCACAAAACGAGAGCAUUCUCCAAGAGAAGGCCAAGCUAAAGGCUCGGGUAUCAUCGACUGCCAACAACCUGAUCACUGCAUCCAAGAACUUUGCCAGUUCCGCGGGUAUCUCUCCUGUAUCUCUGCUUGACGCAGCUGCAUCUCACUUGGUUGCAGCAGUCAUUGAGCUGCUUCGGGCCGCCAAAAUCCGCACCACGCCUGCGGGUGAGUUGGAGGACGAUGACGAUGGCACAGUAACUCCCGUCGGCUCGGCCAGCUUCUUUUCUCCGCGCAAUGGCCAAAGCCAGACCUCAAGUGUUGGCUCUGCCCACGAGGUGCUAGCUCAACCCACGGCCUUCCAAGGGCCAGGAGGAGCAGGCAGCAGGAUUAGUGUCGACUCGUCUGCCUACAGCAGCGCCAACUCGCCGCGCGAAUCGUACGCCAACAGCAAACCUACCGCUCCGGACCCCCGCCGGGUUGAGGACCUCAAGUUCUAUCUCCAGGACCGGACCUCGGUCAUGGUGGAAACCAUCCAGAACCUGGUCCAGCUGAUCCGCAGCGACGCCAACAUCAACCAAGUGAGCGGCGAGAUCGCCAUGAUCACCGACGUGGUCAACAAGGUGGUUGCCGAGACGGACUCGUGCCUCGGCGGCACGAGCAGCACCGUCGUCGACCUCGUGCGCAGGCUGGGCAACUGCCGCGACCGGCUCAACGAGGCCGGCCAGCGCGGCAUCGAGCUCGACGCCCAGGGCAGCAACCCCACGAGCCGCGAGUGGCGCAUGUGGACGCAGACGCUGCCGCCCAUCGCGUUCGAGCUCGCCAGGGAGACCAAGGAGCUCGUGCAGCAGGUGGAUCGGUUGGUGGCUGCCGGUAUGAAUGAUGGCGCUGAUGACUUUGCAUGAUACCGAACAAACAUAACAAAACUCAAGACAACGCAACGCAUCCAUGGCUCGAUUUGACACGAAGGCAAGAAUUGCGACAGCUUCUUCGUCUUCUUCUUUUUACUUCCUCCU